AUGGCCGAAAUAUUAAAACCCAAAAACACCAAUCCUAGGGGAAUUCCAGAAGCACCCUUUAUCGAGAAGGUGGAUUCCAUUAUCAAAGAUCCUGAAAAUGAAUUCCAACCGGUGAUGUCACAAUUUCAGCAACGUUUACAACAAUACAAGUACAUGGAGCUAUCAAAACAGCAGCAAUUGGCCGAUGUUGAUCUCAAGAUCCCCGACAUUGAAAAGAAUUUGGAAGUUAUAAACUAUAUAAAGGAAUGUAAAGCAACAGAAGAUGAUGACGAUGAUGACGACGACGACGACGACGACGACGAGAGCAAGGAAGAGAACUUGACAUUCAAUUAUGAACUUAACGAAACAUUGUACAAUAGGGCCUCGGUUGACGUGAAGAAACUCGAUUCAGUUUAUUUGUGGUUGGGAGCGGAGGUCAUGCUUGAAUACCCCUUGGACGAAGCUACAGAUCUUUUGAAAGAAAGGCUCAUCAAGAAUCAGGAGCAAAAGGCAAUUGUGCAGGAAGAUCUAGAGUUCCUCAGAGAAAACAUAACCACCAUGGAAGUUAAUACGGCCAGAUUGUACAAUUGGGAUGUUGAGAGAAGAAAAAAGGAACAAGCAAAGAAGUAG
Lodderomyces theae is the source of this 609-nucleotide messenger RNA. Its product is annotated as tubulin-binding prefolding complex subunit. The coding region runs from base 1 to 609 and encodes 202 amino acids. The transcript has 2 exons. Lineage: Eukaryota; Fungi; Ascomycota; Pichiomycetes; Serinales; Debaryomycetaceae. The record is from RefSeq and is a predicted model, not a curated record. Gene Ontology annotation, cellular component: cytoplasm; prefoldin complex. Gene Ontology annotation, molecular function: tubulin binding. Gene Ontology annotation, biological process: protein folding; tubulin complex assembly; microtubule-based process.